GCCGCAGGGGGUUGUCCGCCCGCGGCACGCACAGCAGCCGCAGCCGCCUCGCGCCUGGUCCCGCGGUCGCAGCUCAAGCCGCAGCCUCCGCGCCGCCGCCGUCGCCGUCGCCUUAGCCGCUCGCUUCGUGGGUCGGUCUCUCCGGCACACGGGCUCCAGCCGCGCCGUAGCUGCCCUCCGAGCCCUUCAGGCCGCCCCGGUCUCCUCACCCGGCCCGAUCCAGCCCUCGAAGAUGGUGGACCGCGAGCAACUGGUGCAGAAAGCCCGGCUGGCCGAGCAGGCGGAGCGCUACGACGACAUGGCCGCGGCCAUGAAGAACGUGACAGAGCUGAACGAGCCACUGUCCAACGAAGAAAGAAACCUCCUGUCCGUGGCCUACAAGAACGUAGUCGGGGCCCGCCGCUCUUCCUGGAGGGUCAUUAGUAGCAUUGAGCAGAAGACCUCUGCAGAUGGCAAUGAGAAGAAGAUAGAGAUGGUCCGUGCUUACCGCGAAAAGAUCGAGAAGGAGUUGGAAGCGGUGUGUCAGGAUGUGCUGAGCCUGCUGGAUAACUACCUGAUCAAGAAUUGCAGUGAGACCCAGUACGAGAGCAAAGUGUUCUACCUGAAGAUGAAAGGGGACUAUUACCGCUACCUGGCUGAAGUGGCCACUGGAGAGAAGAGGGCGACUGUCGUGGAGUCCUCCGAGAAGGCCUACAGUGAGGCCCACGAGAUCAGCAAGGAGCACAUGCAGCCUACUCACCCCAUCCGAUUAGGCCUGGCUCUUAACUACUCCGUUUUCUACUACGAGAUCCAGAAUGCGCCGGAGCAGGCGUGCCACUUGGCCAAGACCGCUUUCGACGACGCCAUCGCCGAGCUCGACACUCUGAACGAGGACUCCUACAAGGACUCCACUCUCAUCAUGCAGCUGCUCCGCGACAACCUAACGCUCUGGACGAGCGACCAGCAAGAUGACGACGGCGGAGAAGGCAACAACUAAGGCCCCCAGGUGGACUGGCAGCGCACGCUGAUGCUCCUACCGCAGUCUUUAUUUUUUUCCCAUGAGUGGGGGGUCGGGUGGGGGAGGGGAAGGGAGGGACGACCUUCCCAGGGAGAAGCCCACGACCUGUCCUGUCUUUGAUCGCCUCUUUGACGUUUUUGCCAAAACACCACUAGUGGAAAGUCAGGUUAGCUGUGCUGGUAUUGGAAUAGCAGCCUCACACUGGCAUACGGACUGUUCUGUAGAUGAACGCAGGUGGAGCUGUCUGUCUUGAGUCUAACUUAUUGCCAGAGUAGGGUUUGGAGUCCAAAAGAAAACUGAAAAAUGGAAUGGCCCUCAUUCAGGAAGUUCUGUGGUUCCAGUAAGGAUUUGUAUGUACAUACGCUCUUAAUCUUAAGUUCUGGGUACUUCCUAGCUCAUCUGUUUUUAGUCGUGCAUUUUCGUUUUGUUCUGUUGUGUUUUUUUUCAGGGUGCACUCGACCAGCCAGGGAAUAGUUUAAAUCCCAAACUGACAGACUUGGGACAGAAGGUAUAUUUAUCCUUGUGGUUUUAGGCCUUGCCAGUUUUCUGAAGUCUCCGAUUAGUUGACAGUAUUAACACUAAAUUGCAGUUUACAGUAUUUCUACAUGACAGCCAUAUGUAACAUCAAGCCAUCGAGUGUGCAUUUUUCUUUGCUGGUUCUUUUGGCUUUCCAUCCUUAGUCAGCCUUUACCCAGGUUGGUGUUGCUGUUCCCUGUCUCCUAGGCCAAAAAGGCUUGCCUGAGGAGAAUCCGAGCUACUUUAGGUUUUGGUUAAUAGGUGCUUGGCAGGUGGCUGUGGGAUUUUUGUCUUUCUUUCCUCUUAACUUCAAUCCGCCACAAAAAUGGAUUACUCGCUUUAAUAGAAACGUUACACACCACAAAAAUAGAGAAAAUUCAGGUCUGUAUGUCAUUUAUUGUGUUGAUAUUUUCAGAGAACUCCUGAUUUUUAAGCUGCCACAGCUCCUUCCUCAGGGAUCAUGCUGCCAUUUCACUCUUCACUUGAGUGCUCCCCACUGUACCUUCUGCUGGCGGCGCCCAGGGGGUGGAGACGCUGUGGGGCUGCAAAGGCUGGGCCGUCCUCCUGAGAAAGUCUGCGGUGCAGUGUGUGAAAAUUCAGGUGCUAGAAGCUUACUGGUAGAAAAAUCCAGAAGGAAGAGCUCUUCUAGUCAUACACAUUCUGUCCAAUGGCGGGAGCCUCCGUAAGCAUGUCAGUCUUUUCCUCCCCGAAAACACUCCUUCCCCGAGUAAUUGUUGUAGGAAGAUGAACUAAAAUCAUCCUCGGAUAAUAAAUAACUCCUAUUUGACCAAAACUUUUUCUAUAUAUCUACAUUUUUUUCUUUUUAACGAAAGCAUCGAAGCUGGAGAGUCCUUUUCUCUCGCGCGUGGUCGACGCAUGAUUUGGAAUUGAAGGGAAACAACCUUGCUGUUUUCCACAAAUUUGUUCUCAGUUAGCCUUCGGUCCUUCAUUUCUCAUUUUGGAAAAAAUCUGUCUGAAAACGCGAACCGUUGAGUAUGUGUUCAGUCUUUUUUAGAAGAUCAGUAACAGUGUGAACUCCCGAGACAGGUAAUGACGCCAGAAUUGUUUUGUCUGUUUCUUUGUUUUAUUUAGUCAAGGAGAGGUAUGAGUAAUAAUUGAGGAAGCACUGACCGUUGCUUUUGCUGUUACCAAAAUUGAACUUACGGUUAGGAAAUGGAUAUGUGUGACAGGAUCCAGGUGACCGUGAAGACCAGAAGUACGACGAAUUGAUGCUCUGUGGCAUCGCAUAGUUUAUACAGCGUGACUUUCCUUAGAAGGUUCCCUCCAUACGCUAGAGCAGAAGUCCCAAUUAACUGAACCCUAGCAGUAAACUCCUAGAAGAGAGCUGUACAGCUUUUGUGCCAUCACUGGGGCCUAAAGUCAAUGCCAUGGAUGGGAAAAGAUUGGGGGUGGGGGGAGGGGGUAGGUGGGGCUUUUCCUUAACUUAUCUUCAUGUCCAGUGAGCAGUGUUGUGUCCUUUCUUGUAGCAUUUGGAAAUGAUUUACUGGAAUUACAAAACCUAUUUUUUCUUUCAAAUUUCAGCUUUGGCUCUGGCUGCUUUUUAGAAUAAUGCAAGAUAAAAUUAUACCCGAGGGCUAAAAAUGAAGAGGGGAUGGGAGACUUGAUAUUUAAGCAGCUUGAAUGGUUUCUUUUCUUUUCUUUAUUUUUAAAGAAAUGCACUUGCCUCUGAUACUGUCUCUCCAGUGAAAUGAUUACUCCUCCAUUACUCUAUUGAUACAAUAUUGUGCAUGCUAGUGUUGUAUUUCUAUACAGUAGCUUGAAAUUUAUUAACUUAUACUGUAGGUGUUAUGUAUUCCUAUGACAAAAAAAUUAAGUCUUCAAAUUUUUUAAAGUUUUUUUAAUUUAAUUUUUCCUUUUGGGGGUACAGUUUGCUCUACCAAAUAGUGAUCGUAACAAAUUGAUCUGUUUUGGAUGUUGCUAUAGUGACAUGCAGUUAUAUAUUUUGUUUUUAAGGGUGGGGGGGAAGCAAAAGAAACACCAGUGUUAGCUUAAUCUUAAUGUCUGGUGUUUGUCAUGGUGAAAUUAUAACUAUUACAGUGUAGGAGAACAAUGAAGAUGUUCUCUGAAUGAGCCUCUGUGCUUUUUUGUCAUGUUAUGCAGUGAACUAUUUUUAAGGUCUAAUCAGUGAUUAUUUUUCCAACUCCGUGUUUCUCUAAGGAAUUCUUUCACACACGGACCAUUCUUAGCAGUUUUCCUCAGUGAUGGAAUAUCAUGAAUGUGAGUCAUUAUGUAGCUGUCGUACAUUGAGCAAAUAAACUUACAGAUCUGA
Acinonyx jubatus (cheetah) is the source of this 3803-nucleotide messenger RNA. RefSeq names its product tyrosine 3-monooxygenase/tryptophan 5-monooxygenase activation protein gamma (gene YWHAG). The record is from RefSeq and is a predicted model, not a curated record. Gene Ontology annotation, molecular function: protein kinase C binding. Gene Ontology annotation, cellular component: cytoplasm. The transcript is spliced from 2 exons. Lineage: Eukaryota; Metazoa; Chordata; Mammalia; Carnivora; Felidae. Bases 233 to 976 code for a protein of 247 amino acids. Gene Ontology annotation, biological process: signal transduction.